Messenger RNA from Perognathus longimembris pacificus (Pacific pocket mouse), 657 nucleotides. RefSeq names its product proline-rich protein HaeIII subfamily 1-like. The transcript has a single exon. The record is from RefSeq and is a predicted model, not a curated record. The coding region runs from base 1 to 657 and encodes 218 amino acids. Lineage: Eukaryota; Metazoa; Chordata; Mammalia; Rodentia; Heteromyidae.
AUGGAAGUGGAGGGCGCCUGGGCCAAGCAUGCACCCCGCGGGCCGCGGCUGCGUGACACGCAGCCCUUCCCAGCCCGGGGCCCGCCGCGGUUACUCAAGCUGAUCUCAUCGGGGCUCCGCACGACACGCGCUUCCUCUCGCCUCGCCUGCACGCGCGUAGCGUGCGGAGGCGCCCGCCGCCCGCGCCCCGCCCCGCCCCCAGACGGCCGCCCCACACCCGGACUGCCGGAGCCCGGCCCAGCCCGGCCCGCCCCUCCGGCCGGCCCGGAGUCCCGGCGUCGGGGCGCGCCUCCCCGGGGUCCCUGGUCCCGUCUGUCCGCGCCUCCCCGGGGUCCCUGGUCCCGUCGGUCCGCCCCUCCCGCGCCUCCCCGGGGUCCCUGGUCCCGUCAGUCCGCCCCUCCCGCGCCUCCCGGGGUCCCUGGUCCCUGGUCCCGUCGGUCCGCCCCUCCCCGGGUCCCUGGUCUCUGGUCCCGUCGGUCCGCCUCUCCCGAGCCUCCCCGGGGUCCCUGGUCCCUGGUCCCGUCGGUCCGCCCCUCCCCGGGUCCCUGGUCUCUGGUCCCGUCGGUCCGCCUCUCCCGAGCCUCCCCGGGGUCCCUGGUCUCUGGUCCCGGGCCGCCCCGGCCGCUGCCCCGCGCCAGGAGACCUGCCCCGGAGUAA